Labrus mixtus (cuckoo wrasse) is the source of this 10928-nucleotide messenger RNA. It is a transcript of the gene cacna1ha, whose product is annotated as calcium channel, voltage-dependent, T type, alpha 1H subunit a. Gene Ontology annotation, molecular function: voltage-gated sodium channel activity; low voltage-gated calcium channel activity. Gene Ontology annotation, biological process: neuronal action potential; calcium ion import; sodium ion transmembrane transport. Gene Ontology annotation, cellular component: plasma membrane; voltage-gated sodium channel complex; neuron projection. Lineage: Eukaryota; Metazoa; Chordata; Actinopteri; Labriformes; Labridae. The transcript is spliced from 36 exons. Bases 16 to 7107 code for a protein of 2363 amino acids. The record is from RefSeq and is a predicted model, not a curated record.
UGUUAAUGCUUCAAAAUGAUCAUCGUGUUUUUGGCCUUAACCUGCUCUUGCACAUGGUUCGAGCACUUCUCCAUGCUGGUGAUCCUGCUGAACUGUGUCACUCUUGGGAUGUUCCAGCCCUGUGAGGACGUCAGCUGCCAGUCGGAGUGGUGCCGCAUCCUGCAGGUUUUGGACGACUGCAUCUUCGCUUUCUUCGCUGUGGAAAUGGUCAUCAAGAUGGUGGCCCUGGGAAUUUUUGGCCCGAAUUGUUACCUUGGGGACAAGUGGAACCAGCUUGACUUUGUCAUCGUCAUGGCAGGGGUGAUGGAGUAUUCUUUGGAUGGCCACAAUGCCAGUCUGUCAGCCAUUCGUACAGUCAGAGUCCUCAGGCCACUGCGAGCCAUCAACAGAGUGCCAAGUAUGCGCAUCUUGGUCACACUGCUGUUGGACACCCUGCCCAUGCUGGGAAACGUCCUCCUCCUCUGCUUCUUUGUCUUCUUCAUUUUCGGCAUUGUGGGAGUCCAGCUGUGGGCGGGUCUACUGCGCAACCGCUGCUUCCUUCCAGAGAACAUCACAUCACUGUACAACUUGUCCAUGAAUCCUUACUACUUGUCCGAGGAGGGUGAAGACAGCCCAUUCAUCUGCUCGGGUCCGCGCGAGAACGGGAUGCUGCGCUGCGGAGCAGUGCCAGCCUACACCGAGGCCGGGGAAGAUUGCUUAUUGGCCCCUUCCUACCAAAGUUCAGCUCUGAUUGGAUCAGCCCCAGCAAUGGGCGGGGCUGGUAAUAAUGGAUGCAUAAACUGGAACCUGUACUAUAACGUGUGUCGUCCUGGGGAGCACAACCCUCACAAGGGAGCCGUCAACUUUGAUAAUAUCGGCUAUGCCUGGAUAGCCAUAUUCCAGGUCAUCACACUGGAAGGAUGGGUGGACAUUAUGUACUAUGUCAUGGAUGCUCACUCCUUCUACAAUUUUAUAUAUUUUAUACUGCUCAUUAUUGUGGGCUCUUUCUUCAUGAUCAACUUGUGCCUCGUGGUCAUCGCCACCCAGUUCUCUGAGACGAAGCAAAGGGAGAACGCUCUGAUGAGGGAGCAGCGAGCUCGCUACAUGUCCAACGACUCCACGCUCGCCAGCUACAGUGAGCCAGGCUCGUGCUAUGAGGAGAUGCUACGCUACAUCAGUCACCUUUACCGCAAGCUCACACGCAGGUUGCAGAGGAUAUACUCUGGAUGGCACAGUAAGAGGCGUAAAAAGGUGAAUCCAAAUGGCAGCGGUGGAGGGAGUAACGGCGGGGGUUCCAGCAGGGGCUGCGGAGGCUCUGGCCCCGGUAGCGCUCUGUGGUUAAGACCGAUCCACAACCUUUUGCAGCACCAUCAGCACCAGCACUGUCGCCUUAGCAACGGGGGGCAGCACAGCAUCACCGUAGAGCCCGCAGAGCACACAGAGGGAGCAGGGGAAGAGCUGGAGAUGAAGUCACUUCCUGUCCGGAGAGGAAGUACGAAUGGAAAUAACGGUGGACAGCCGUCGGGCGUCACCCAGCGCAUGGGCUCGCUGCUGGGGCGGUUGAACGGGGGAAUGAACUACCCGACCAUCCUGCCGUCGUUUGUGUGCAGCUACAGCAGCAAGACUCCGCCCCCGCACUCCCAGCAGUGUGGGCAGUGUCCGGAGCAGCACCCGUUAAACCACCCGACGUCUGAACACACGGAGACACUGAACAAACUCUACCAGCUCAUGGGACAGCACAGACGCCAGAGGCUUCUGUACCAGCUGGCAGGCGUGGUGCCCAGCCCUCUGCUCCUGGAGCUGCUGAGCUGCCCUCUGUGUGCUCGCAGCCUGGAGACCUUGGAGCUGGAACUGGGAGACCUGGAGGGAGGCAGAGGAGAGGCUGACGGACUGCAUGACUUCCCCCAGGGUGGUGAUCUGAGAGGCGGCCGAGGUCGUAGCAGACGGCGGGGGGUCUACGAGUACAGACACGCAGUCGUUCGGACCUGGGUCAGCUUCAGGGAUAAACUGAAGAGGAUAGUGGAGAGUAAAUACUUCAACCGGGGGAUCAUGAUCGCCAUUCUCGUCAAUACUCUCAGCAUGGGGAUUGAGUACCACGAGCAGCCCGAGGAGCUAACAGAUGUGUUGGAGAUCAGCAACAUCGUCUUCACCAGCAUGUUUGUUCUGGAGAUGGGCUUCAUGCUGCUCGCUUUUGGCUUGUUUGGGUACAUCAGGAACCCGUACAACAUAUUCGACAGCAUCAUUGUUAUAAUAAGUGUGUGGGAGAUCAUCGGUCAAGCAGAUGGAGGGUUGUCCGUCCUGCGAACGUUUCGUCUGCUGCGGGUUCUGAAGCUGGUUCGCUUCCUGCCGGCCCUGAGGAGACAGCUGGUGGUGCUGAUGAAGACUAUGGACAACGUGGCCACAUUCUGCAUGCUGCUGAUGCUUUUCAUCUUCACCUUCAGCAUAUUGGGGAUGCAUCUGUUUGGGUGUAAAUUUAGUCUGAGGACAGAGAACGGAGACACCAUCCCUGACCGCAAGAACUUUGACACUCUGCUCUGGGCCAUCGUCACCGUGUUCCAGAUUCUUACCCAGGAGGACUGGAAUGUGGUGUUGUAUAACGGCAUGGCCUCCACCUCUCCAUGGGCUGCUCUUUACUUUGUUGCUCUCAUGACAUUUGGGAACUAUGUGCUCUUCAACUUGCUAGUGGCCAUCUUGGUUGAGGGCUUUCAGGCUGAGGGUGAUGCUAAUCGAUCAGAGUCAGAUGAUGAGAAGAAAUCCGACAACUUUGAGGAGGACGAGAAGGUUGAACAGCUAAGAGACACUGAGCUCAAAAUGUACUCUCUGAUCAUGACAGCCAACGGUCACGUUGACCCGCGCGGCACAAUGGCUCCUCCCAUAAUCAUGCGCACAGCAGCCACGCCCAUGCCCACUCCUAAAGGCUCUCUGGGACCUGACUCCAUUCUUGGAGAUGACCUCGUGGGGGUGCCUCAGUAUGGGGAGGUGGGACUAGGCUUCUCUGAGGCAGGACUCGGUCAUGCAGAUUCUCGCCGCGGAAGCUCCACGUCCAUUGACCACUUAGCCUACGACCAGCAUUCUCUGAGCCUCUCAAGUCCCGGCAGACGCUCCCCUCUUCCUCCCCGCUCCUGGGGAAGCCGGCGCUCGAGCUGGAACAGCCUGGGGAGGGCGCCGAGCCUCAAAAGGCGAGACACCAGCGGGGAAAGGGAGAGCCUGUUGUCCGGAGAGGGAGGAGAGGAGGAGGACAGUGGGGAGAACAAGGGGGAUGCCGGCGGGGUGGCCAACAGACUGCAGCCGGAUCAUUUGGAGCUGCUGCAGGCGUCCACUCUCUUCCCCUCCAUUAUAACAGAGUAUGGCGACUGUAAUGGGAGGACCCUGAACUAUGACCCUCACAUGAGCUCAGAGUCAAAGGAAGACUCCACGCCUGAGGACGACUUAGAUGAUGAUAGUUCUUUCUGCUACUGGAUCAAAACGAAGGUCCUUAACUUGAAGCCCCGCUGGUGCAAAGAGCACGAAGACUGGAAUCUGUAUCUGUUCUCUCCGGAGAGCCUACUCCGGGUGUGGUGCCAAAGUGUGAUCUCUCACAGAUUGUUCGACCAUGUGGUUCUGGUUUUCAUCUUCCUUAACUGCAUCACCAUUGCUCUGGAGAGACCUGAUAUAAAGUCCAACAGCACUGAGCGAGUGUUUCUGAGUGUGUCCAACUACGUUUUCACUGUGAUAUUCCUGGCAGAGAUGGCCGUCAAGGUUGUAGCGCUCGGUUUCUGCUUCGGGAAGCAGACUUACCUCCAGUCCAGCUGGAACGUCCUCGACGGUUUGUUGGUCUUCGUGUCUCUGGUGGACAUUCUGGUCUCACUGGCGUACACCGGCGGGAACAGGAUCCUGGGCAUCCUCCGAGUCCUCCGCCUCCUACGAACACUACGCCCACUGAGGGUGAUCAGUCGAGCCCCGGGUUUGAAGUUGGUUGUGGAGACACUCAUCACCUCUCUUAGGCCCAUCGGGAACAUUGUCCUUAUCUGCUGCGCCUUCUUUAUUGUUUUCGGCAUCCUGGGGGUUCAGCUGUUCAAAGGGAAGUUUUACCACUGUGAGGGUCUGGACACCAAAAACAUCACAAACAAGUCUGACUGUCUGCAGGCCAGUUACCGCUGGAUACGAAGGAAAUACAACUUUGACAACCUGAUCCAGGCUCUGAUGUCUCUGUUCGUCCUGUCCUGUAAGGAUGGCUGGGUCAAUAUCAUGUAUGAUGGUCUGGACGCAGUGGGAGUGGACCAACAGCCUGUGAGGAACCACAACCCCUGGAUGCUGCUCUACUUCAUCUCCUUCCUGCUCAUCGUCAGCUUCUUCGUCCUCAACAUGUUCGUCGGCGUCGUGGUGGAGAACUUCCACAAGUGCCGGCAGGACCAGGAAGAGGAGGAGGCCCGCCUACGGGAAGAGAAGAGGCUCAAAAUGAUAGAGAAAAAGCGCAGGAGUAAGGAGAAUGGAGGGGCUGAGGCCAAGCAGAGGCCUUACUACGCCGACUACUCCCCCGUCCGCCUGACCAUCCACACACUGUGUACCAGCCACUACCUGGACCUCUUCAUCACCUUCAUCAUCUGCAUCAAUGUCUUAACCAUGAGCAUUGAGCACUACGAUCAACCCGAGUAUUUAGAGGAGGUCCUGAAGUACUGCAACUAUGUGUUCACCUGCAUUUUCGUCUUCGAGACUCUUCUCAAACUCGCAGCAUUCGGCAUCCACAGGUUCUUCAAAGACAGGUGGAAUCAGCUGGAUAUAGCUAUAGUGGCGCUGUCCAUCAUGGGUAUUACUCUGGAGGAGCUCAAAAUGAGCGCAGCCCUGCCUAUAAAUCCCACCAUCAUCAGAAUCAUGAGAGUCCUAAGAAUAGCACGAGUGCUCAAACUCCUGAAGAUGGCCACAGGGAUGAGAGCUCUGCUGGAUACUGUCAUGCAAGCGCUGCCACAGGUUGGGAAUCUUGGCCUCCUCUUCAUGCUGCUCUUCUUCAUCUAUGCUGCUCUGGGAGUGGAGCUUUUUGGCAAACUGGUUUGCAAUAACAACAACCCAUGUGAGGGUCUGAGUCGUCACGCCACCUUUGAGAACUUCGGGAUGGCCUUCCUCACGCUGUUUCGAGUGUCCACCGGAGACAACUGGAACGGGAUUAUGAAGGACACAUUAAGGGAGUGUCAUCACGCGGACCGCUCCUGUCUCGCCUACCUUCCCCUCUUCUCUCCCAUUUACUUUGUCACAUUUGUGCUCAUGGCCCAGUUUGUGCUGGUCAACGUGGUGGUGGCUGUUUUGAUGAAACAUCUGGAGGAGAGCAACAAGGAGGCGAAAGAAGAUGCAGAAAUGGACGCAGAGAUCGCCUUGGAAAUGGCCAUGGAGAGAGAGCGCAAAUUAAGCACAACCUCCAACAACAGCUCAGCAGAAGGGACCUAUGUUGGGCCAUGUCCAAAUUCACCUGGAGAGGAGGAAGAGGGGCAGUACGGCGACCGGCAACUGCUGUCACCAAGGAAGAUGUCAGUAUCCAGGAUGCACUCUCUGCCUAACGACAGCUACAUGUUCCGACCCGUGCGGCCCGCCAGUGCCCCCUACCCGUUGGAGGAGAUAGAGCUCAGUCCCCAGCAUUCAGGUUCAGUGACUUCCGUCCAUUCCCAGCCAUGUGAGAGGCGCGCACUGCUGCAAGUACCAGACGUCUCUCCGGUUCACCCUCGUUCCUCUCCAACCGUCAGCCUUCCCCGCAUUGCCCCGCCCACGCCAGACCCCUCCCCAAAGCCCCUGCGCAGACAGGUGGCCCUCAAAGUGGAUUCUGUGGAGUCUCAGAGUUGUGCGCAACGAGAAAGGCCCAACCCCAUCCAUCUGCCUCCUCUCUCCCCUUCUCCUCUCUCUCCUCACACCUCCUCCCCAUCCCCUCUUCCUCCACCUCCUCCCUCCUCUCCAUCAGCCCUCUCUCUCCCACCCUGUUGCCCCUCUCCCUUUCCCAUCCCCCCUCCCUCUCCUCUGCCUCCCCCGCCAUCUUCUCCCUCGCUUCUCCUCCCUCCGCCCCCCUCCCCUCGCCUCCCCCUGCGCCCUCCGAGCCUCAGGAGACCCAGACCGCCCUCUGCGGCCUCAUUCUGCGACCCGGCGGACGAGGAGGUGUACCACAUCACCAGCUCAGCCCGCCACAGGUGGAGAGGUGAGGGAGAGGGAGGGCAGGAGAGCAGAGGAAAAAGUGGACGAAGCCACUCCCUCUCUCCUUACACCAUCACACACUCCCAAGACACCACCUCCUUUCCUCCUCCUCCCCCGCUACCUCCUUCCUCCUCGAGGAGCGCACUCAGUCUGCUGGGGUUGGGAUUGAAGGACCGUGACUUUAGGAAAGGUUUAAGUGUCGACAACCAGGGCUUCCUGGAAAAGCCGUUAUCACUGUCCGUUGGUUUCCCUGACGACCAGAGGCGCCACUCUAUCGAGGUCUGCCUCCCGCAGGUUCUUAAUCCUGGUGAGGACCAGAACUUUACACAUCGGUCAGAAAAAGGCAGUCAGGCAUUUCCUGUGAGGGUGCAGUCUGUUGGGGGCGGCCACAGAAAGAAGAAGAUGAGUCCACCAUGUAUCUCCAUCCACCCGCCCUCAGAGAGGGAGCAACCACACGUUGCCUCACCCCCAAAACUGGUGGACUGCAGCAUGAUGCUGAGACGCAGGACGCCAUCGUACGAUUUAACGCCACACACACAAGCAAACUCACAGGACGUGUCUCCAACGCACUCCCCAAUGCACACGCCGCUCACACCCAUUCACGCGCCGCUUCAAACACACUCACCGACACACACAAUGACACCCUCCUCUCCAGCACACACUCACGCAUCCACACCGACACACCGACGCAUCCCCAUCAGCCCCAACAUCUUCAUCCAGCCUCACGCACCUCUCCUUCCAAACACGAUGCCUUUCCCUCCGCCCCGCUCGCUCUCCCCGGCAGCGAGGCGUUCCCCUCUCACAGGCGACAGCAUCCCCCUCCCACAGUUCACCUUCGACCAACCACAGUCCAGAUACAUGAGCGGCCUGUCAGCCGGCUUAUCAGACGCUGAGACAGCCACGUGCUCUUCCCCUUUCGACAGCAGACUGGGAAGUGGGGCCGGAUUCAGUGCAAAGAAUCGGAGGACCGCCCAGUAAACGUCUAAAAUGCCUUCAGGAGAAUUAUUUGGGCCAAAGUCUCUGGAAUUGCAGUAGAGGGGCCUUGGCUUACCUUAGCAGAGAGAAUGAGGGGAGGAAAAAAACAGAUUAAGAGGUUUACUUGAAGAGGGAUUUUUAAAGCUAAAUACUGAAAAGACAUUUAUAACCCUUUCCGCUGGUACAGUCCCCACUUUGAAAAAAAAGACAGUUGGUCCUCUUACUGAACCCAGCGUGAAGGACAGAAGAUCCACAGAGGCUGUACCCACUGUACAUGGUGUGUUCGAGACUUGGACUAAUUACGCACCAGGACUAAAGCCACCUAACUCCGUAGCCAAAGUUUUUUUGACACACUGUCCCACCCCGCGCGAGCCAAUCAGGAAGCAGCGUCUGGCUGAUAACCGCUGACCUUUUACAGGAAGCAGUUUGUGAAAUGUGAGCGCGGGGGGUGGAAUUGUGGGAUAUGCAACUUCAGGUUUUCUACAGAAGUUCUGCUUGCCCCCUCCUCUGCUCCUCGAUCACAUUGAUCCGAGCAGAAAUGUGUGCGUGUGAGUGAGCGUGUCUGCGUUUUCUUUCCUAUGUGCGAGUAUCGUCAAAUCUGUUGUCAUGGAAGUCGGCCAUGUUAUUCUUACGCCUGUGACAACAGAGAGGGGGAGCAGGGCAGAGCUGUAGUGUAUGUUUAUCUGUGUAUCUGUGCAGUGUAAAUAAAGGAAAAUACUGUAUUUGGUGAGAUUAAAAAUAGCUCUAUCCAUAUGCACAUAUUUUUAUAGAUAUCUAAAAUGUUUUUGCACACAAAUUUGAAUUUCAAGUUGCUUGUUUUUCCUCUGUUGUCCUCUUGUGAAUGUAUGUUUCUUUUCAGAACAGAGAGAGAGCGAUGGAGGAGAUCAACCCUCUCCUCUUGACAGGCUAGCUGAGGUUGAAGCAUGGGAAUAGUAUUUUUCUAUUUUGAAAAAGAGAAGGACGAGAACAGGGGUGUGACGUGUUUGUGUUGCUUCGUCUCAGAUUUUAAUGUAUUUGUAGUCUAAAAAAAAAGUCUGGAAAGGUGGGCUCAGUGAUUCCAACCAAAUUCAUACUUUAUAUUAAUACAGACUACAAGCUGAAGUGUUGUCUGUUCACAAAUUUUGAAUCUCAAUGUGGCUAUCGAAUGGCUAUAUAAUACAGAAGAACCUACAUUUUAUUUUAUUUUUGUAAAAUAAAAACUUGCGAGCCAACUAGCUAGUUCGCCUUCUAACUUCUGGCAAGCCAGCCAACCAAUAUAGCUAGCUAGCCAGCAAACCAGCUGACUAGCUUGCGAGCUAUCGUGCUUGGCUGCUUACUUUGGGAUAAAAUACCAAGAGAGCAGGAUAAAAGAAAAAAAAAAGCCAUCACUGAGCUCCACUUCUUUUCAAGCUCUGACACCACUUUGUGUUCUGUGCAUCUAAAGACAACCAAACUAACUUACUAAAUAUGUGUAGCCAGAGUGCAAUAAUAAUAUAUACUUGUGAAAACUAUAAUUACAUCCACACUACAUAACACUACCACAUUCUUGUUUUCGUACAUACUGUAGAACUAUAAUAUAGAUGAUAUAAACUCAUUUUUAUACGAGGAUUGAGAGUAUUUCUAUGUAGUGUUCAUGCUACUUUAGCUAGCUGCCCCCUGAGUGUGGCAUGAUGUGGAUAAAAGCAGUGCUAUAGUGUAGAUUUCUCUAAAAGCUCAGGCGUUCCUAUCAUGAAGAGAGACCCAUGUUUCUGCAGAGGACUUAUUUAUCACCUGUUGAUCUAAUUUUAACCAACGGCGUCAGAUCAGCGUGAGACAACACACUGUAUUUGUUAGCUACCUGCAUAUGUGUUAGCUGAAACCCCUGUUCAUGAAACCUCCUGAGGUGUGAAUGAUGAAGAAGGAUGAGCAUUUUCCUUCCAGUGGAUGAAUGUUUUCCUACCAAGCCAUACCUUUACUCCAACUCAGCACAAUAUACAAUUUAUUCUACGUUAUACAUUGUCUGGUUUGGCACAGGUACACAAAAAGCAUCUUAAACAUAUUUUAGAGGUAGCUGGCUGGGACAGCGUCUUUAUAUUUUCUGAUGAAGUAGACUAGUGUGCUAUGACACGGUAAAUUAAAAUUUAAACUUUUAUCAAUUUGAUAGGAGUUGCCAAACAAAAUGUACAUUUUUGUGAUCAAUUAUCAGGACGACAAACUUUUAUGUUGAUUGCAAAAAAUAGCUAAAACGGUGUUAAUCUGGUUUCAUAGGGAAUAAACAAAAGCCAAUAGAUUUUUCUUAAAACAUGUGGAUAAAAAAGUGGGGGAUAUAUUAUUAGAGAUUGCAUAAUUGGGCGUGCCCAUGCCUGCAGAAACUAUUGACACAAAGACAGCGAUAAAAGCAGAUCCACAGAUCAUCAUGUCUAUGUACACAUUUUAUGUCUUUAAGGCAGUAUGCAUGUAGGGGGAAAAUUGUGAGACAAAGUGUAAAGAAAAGUAAGAAACUAUGUUUGCAUCACUUUGCCUGUGAUUGGUUGUCAAAGUCUGACAGACAGAAUGAAAAGCUCUCGGACAAUGAAACGGGGGUUUGAAAAUGCUGCUGACGAUGAACGCCGUCCGUUCAUCUUUUGAUAGUCCUCUUCUUCCAGUUCUGACACACAGAAGCACAGCUGGUGUUGGAUUCUGAUAUGUUGUCCUCCCUUCUGUUUGUGGCACAGUCUGUGUUUUCAUUUGAAUGCAGUAUUGUGCUCGAACACACUGUCAUUGUGCAACUUCUUUGCCCUGUUACCAUCUCCCCUUCCUGCACAGGCUGUCACUAAUGGGAAGUUUUCAGUUGUCGGAAGACGGCCUCUUUCUGCCUCACUCUUACUUGACUUAGUGCAGACCACACUGAUCUACAGCAUAUUGCCAUAUUAAUCCACAAAGUUUGGUAGAGUGACUGCAUAAUUGUUCUUACAGAUCUUUGGAUCUCAGUAUUUAAAUCCUGUUUUCGAGGAAAAACAGUUUUGACUAUUGCAUGUUCUGAUUUAAGAAAAAAAAAACUUUUGGGAAAGACUCAUCUGGAUGUUUUAGAGAUUUUGAUAUUUGCAUUUUCAGAUGUUUCCAUUUGUAGACUGACUACCUAAUUGCACUGGGCUCUGAUUAAUUGGUAUCUGAUACAUACUGAUUAAAUGACCCUUUUCUUUAUUGUCCAAUGCAAUAUUGGGUGGUUAUUUGCUGUAUGAGGACUGAGCUCCUCUUUAUACAGUUUUAUAGAGAGAAAAGGAAACUGAAGUUGGUUCUAUUUUGCUCAGAACCAAUGUUAUUUAAUGUUGAGGUGAACCUUUUUUCACUUUUACUCAUGGUACUCUAAACAUAUAGAACUCUGGUGAUGGUGAAACUAAUUAACUGAUGUAUAUUUUAAGUAGGAGUAGCCUCAGCCCUGAUGCUCUGUAACUGACAGAUAAGGAUAGUAGUAAUAAGUUGUGUUUUUCUGGUUUGACAUGCAGACUCCAGAGGGUUCAAACUGUGACAGAACAUGACUUUGACAAAUCAGAAGCCUUGUGUUUUUUUUUUCUUUUCUUUUCUUGUUUUCUUUUCUUUUUUUAAAAAACCCUUCAGUGAUUGACCCGGGCAACCCCCCACCCCCAAACCCCCCCAAGCCUUACAAAGGAGGGGAGGAGGUGUGUUCUGUCUGUCAGGAGUGCCAACGUGUCUGCAAUAAUAAGCCCUCCAUUAGAAGGGAGGGGGACAGGGGAGGUGUUUAAAGGCUCGACACACACAGUCGGACUCUCUACAUUGUAUCGUUGCUGAUCAUUGUGUGAUGACCAACCGUUGUCCUGAAGGAUGUUUCCCUGUCAAUUAAAAAUACAAGAUUUUUUUAUUCCUGA